Molecule: messenger RNA, 522 nt
Organism: Myotis daubentonii (Daubenton's bat)
Lineage: Eukaryota; Metazoa; Chordata; Mammalia; Chiroptera; Vespertilionidae
Gene: CSN3
Product: casein kappa
Exons: 3
Coding region: 1-522 (173 amino acids)
Source: RefSeq, a predicted model, not a curated record
AUGGGGAAACUGAAGAUCAUGAAAGUCCUGAGGACCUACACAGUCAUAGAUCAAUGCCGUGAGACUGAUAAAAGAUUGUUUGAUCAAAGCACAGUCAAAUAUAUUCCAAUUCAUUAUGUGUGGAAGAGUUAUCCGCACAUUGCACCCAAUUACUACCAAUAUAGACCAGCUGUACCAAUUAAUAAUAACCAAUAUAUGCCUUACCCAUAUCAUACAAAACCAGUUUCAAUUAGGCCACAUGCCCAAAUUCCUCAAUGGCAAGCCCUGCCAAAUAUCUACCCACCCACUCUGGUACGUCACCCAUACCUACAUCCAUCAUUUAUUGUCAUUCCCCCAAAGAAAAAUCAGGAUAAGGCAGUCAUCCCUACCAUCAAUAUCAUUGCUGCUGAUGAGCCAACAGUGAUUUUGUCCAGUGAACCAACAGUGAGCUCUGUGGUUAAUCAGGAAGCUUCCUCACAAUUCAUCACAAGCACACCUGAGACCACCACAGUCACAAUUACUGAACCUAUCACCGUGGUCUAA